AUGUUGGUUGUUUCAUUUUGGUAUCAGAGCCUAGACGGUUUUAGGACUGUUAGAAUUGCUAGGCUUAGUAUCAUCCCCUUCAGCUACAAGAGAUUCCGCGCUAGAGGUUGUGGCGCGAGAGGGCGCGGUGCUCGAGGCCGUGGUGGCAGAGCUAGAGGCCGUGGAGGCCGGGGCCGAGGUCGUGGACUUCGGCGGAUUCGGGAGAGAGUGUGGCGCCGUGUGGCGACUGCGUCGGUGACCCAGUCGGUAUCCGUGGCGAGUGAGGCCAGUGUGGAUGCGAGUGUUGGUUUGGGAGCGGGGGCUCCGGGUGGGGUGGGGCUCCGGGAGUACCUCCAGUGGCAGAGGUGCAGCAGAGGGCUGCGGGUUUGUUCAGCCGCAGGCUGUGGGUUUGAUGGUGCCGUCCUUUGGAUAUGGGGCACAUGCAGAGGAUUGGUACGCCGUACUUUGAGGGCGGAGUUAGCCCAGAGGCGGCAGAUUAGUGGCGUUAGAGAUUGGAGCGGAAUUUCCAGUCUAUCAGAUGUUUGUUUAGUACAGGUUCUCAACGCAAUUGAAUGUGUAGGGACCUUGUUAGUGGGCGGUUUUGAGUCCCACGUUUUAUUCGACUCUGGAGCAUCGAAUUGCUUCAUUACACCGGAGCGUGCCGAGAAGAGUGGCAUCCGGAGUAGCGCGGGCGAGAGCGCGGGCAUGGUCAAGGUGGCGGGAGGUGGAUUCUUGUCUACUUUGGGCCGUGCUAGAGGAGUCGAGAUCGAGAUUGCGGGGCAGUCAAUGCCAGCAGACUUAGUCAUCAGUCCGGUGGAGCUGUAUGACGUUAUUCUCGGGAUGGACUGGUUGUCACACUACAGAGUUCAUCUGGAUUGCUACAGAGGUAGAGUGGUCUUCGAGCGAGAUGCAGGGAGGUUGGUUUAUCAGGGAGUGAGACCGACUUCCGGGAGUAUUGUGAUAUCUGCUAUUCAGGCCGAGCAGUUGUUAGAGCGGGGCUGUGAGGCGUAUCUGGCGACGAUUUCUAUGUCUGAGUCAGGAGCUGGAGUUGUUAUGGGAGAUAUUGAGGUUGUCCAGGAUUUUGAGGAUGUCUUUCAGUCACUGAAGGGAUUACCACCAUCUCGGUCUGAUCCUUUCACGAUUGAGUUAGAGCCGGGGACAGCACCGAUAUCGAAGACGCCUUACAGGAUGGCGCCAGCUGAGUUGGCAGAGCUGAAGAAGCAGAUAGAGGACCUUUUGUCUAAGGGGUUCAUUCGACCGAGUGUUUCACCGUGGGGAGCACCGGUGUUGUUUGUGAAGAAGAAGGAUGGCAGUUUCAGACUUUGUAUCGAUUACAGAGGUCUUAACCGAGUCACUGUGAAGAACAGGUACCCACUCCCGAGGAUUGAUGAGUUGUUGGAUCAGUUGAGGGGUGCUACUUGGUUCUCCAAGAUUGACUUGGCAUCGGGGUAUCAUCAGAUCCCGAUAGAUGAGGCAGAUGUCAGGAAGACUGCUUUCAGGACGCGUUAUGGGCAUUUUGAGUUUGUGGUUAUGCCUUUCGGUUUGACUAACGCGCCGGCAGCCUUCAUGAGAUUGAUGAACGACGUGUUCAGGGAGUAUUUGGACGUGUUCGUCAUCAUUUUCAUUGAUGAUAUUCUGGUAUACUCGAGGAGUCAGGAGGAGCAUGCGACUCACUUGAGGUUGGUUCUGGAGAAGCUUCGGGAGCAGAAGCUUUUUGCUAAGUUGAGCAAGUGCAGUUUCUGGCAGCGAGAGAUGGGAUUUCUUGGCCACAUUGUUUCUGCAGAGGGAGUUUCUGUGGAUCCGGCUAAGAUUGAGGCUAUCAGAGAUUGGCCUAGACCUAGUAGUGCCACCGAGAUCAGGAGUUUUCUGGGUUUGGCAGGAUACUACAGGAGGUUCGUCAAGGGGUUUGCUACCAUGGCGCAGCCGAUGACGAAGUUGACCGGGAAGGAUGUCCCUUUUAUUUGGUCAGCUGAGUGUGAGGAGAGCUUUAGUCAGCUCAAGGAGAUGUUGACUACUACACCAGUGUUGGCGUUACCCGAGCCAGGGAAGCCUUACAUGGUGUAUACAGAUGCUUCAGGCAUUGGUCUUGGUUGUGUGCUGAUGCAGGAGGGCAGAGUGAUAGCAUAUGCUUCGAGACAGUGGCAGGGCAGUGAGCGUAACCGUCCUACACAUGACUUAGAGUUGGGAGCAGUGAUCUUCGCGUUGAAGAUUUGGAGGUCUUACUUGCUAGGUGAGACAGUACAGGUCUUCACGGAUCACAAGAGUUUGCAGCAUAUCUUCACUCAGCCGAUGAUGAACGCGAGACAGACGCGCUGGGUUGAGUUCUUGGCGGAUUAUCAGGUGAGCAUUAACUACCAUCCGGGCAAGGCUAACCUAGUGGCGGACGCGUUGAGUAGACGGAGGUAUGAUUCCGCAGUUGAGCGAGAUGUGGAGUCUCUAGUUGGCGAGAUCAGUACCUUGCGUUUGUGUGCCAUUUCGCAUGAGCCUUUGGGUUUAGAGGCAGUGGAUCAGGCGGAUCUACUUAGCAGGAUCAGAGUUGCUCAGCAGAGUGAUCAGAGUUUGCUAGAUGCGACGAGAGUGACUGGUUCUGAGUAUGAGGUCUCUGCGAAUGGGACUAUCUUGGUUCGUGGGCGAGUUUGUGUGCCUAAGGAUGUGGAGUUGAGACAUCAGAUUUUGGGAGAGGCUCACGCGAGCAAGUUUUCCAUUCAUCCGGGAGCGACCAAGAUGUACCAUGACCUCAAGAGGUACUAUCAUUGGGUCGGGAUGAAGAGGGAUGUAGCAGACUGGGUUGCGAAGUGCAACACUUGUGCCUUGGUGAAGGCAGAGCAUCAGGUUCCGGGUGGUCUUUUGCAGAGUUUACCCAUUCCAGAGUGGAAGUGGGACAGGAUUACGAUGGAUUUCGUGGUUGGACUACCUGUUUCGAGGACUUUCGAUGCUAUCUGGGUGAUUGUGGAUCGGUUGACUAAGUCUGCACAUUUCUUGGCCAUCAAGAAGACAGAUGGAGCUGCUGUCUUGGCUAGGAAGUUUGUGCGAGAGAUUGUGAGGCUGCAUGGAGUGCCAGCUAGUAUUGUGUCAGACCGUGAUCCCAGAUUCACUUCAGAGUUUUGGAGGGCGUUUCAGGCAGAGAUGGGCACUAAGGUGCAUCUGAGUACAGCUUAUCAUCCGCAGACAGAUGGUCAGUCAGAGAGGACUAUUCAGACUUUGGAGGAUUUGCUGAGGAUGUGUGUGUUGGAUUGGGGUGGCCAUUGGGCAGAUCACCUAAGCUUAGUUGAGUUUGCAUACAACAACAGCUUUCAGGCGAGUAUUGGCAUGGCUCCAUUUGAGGCUUUGUAUGGGAGGCCAUGUAGGACACCCCUAUGCUGGACCCAAGUGGGGGAGCGCAGCAUGUAUGGAGCUACUUAUGUUCAGGAGACGACAGAGAAGGUUCGUGUUGUGAGGCUGAACAUGAAGGAGGCUCAGGAUAGGCAGAAGAGUUAUGCAGAUAGACGCAGACGAGAGCUUGAGUUUCAGGUUGGAGAUAGAGUUUAUCUCAAGAUGGCUAUGUUGAGGGGUCCUAACAGAUCCAUAGCAGAGAACAAGCUGAGUCCGCGAUUUAUGGGUUUUUCAUGUGUCGAUGCUGAGGAAGUGUCUUCACCUACAGAGGAGUUAGUGGCUAGGAUUCCAGAGGAUCUUCAGCCAGAUUUGACCGUGCCGGCAGUGCCUAUGAGGAUUUUAGAGAGGAGGGAAAAGGUUCUGAGGAACAAGAGGAUUCCCUUACUGAGGAUUUUGUGGGAUUGCAGUGGUUCUACAGAGGAGACUUGGGAGCCAGAGGCAAAGAUGAAGUUGAAGUUCAGGAAGUGGUUCGACAAGCAGGUCGAGGAGUGA
Messenger RNA from Microthlaspi erraticum, 3843 nucleotides. Lineage: Eukaryota; Viridiplantae; Streptophyta; Magnoliopsida; Brassicales; Brassicaceae. The record is from the annotation of a GenBank genome assembly.